AUGGGCUCGGGGAGGACGCUGAAAGUGGCCCUCUGCGAGCUGCUGCAGUUCGCCGGCCUGUGCGUGCCGCUCUUCGUGGUCAUGCAGCGGUUCGCCGUCGUCGUGGCGACGGCGAAGAGCUCGGCCCGCCCCCCCGGCGACGGCGCCACGGCCUACUGGCUCAUCGUGGCCUCCUCCGUGGCCUACGUCACCUCCACCGCCCUGGUGGUCUGGGUGCCCCUCAAGUACUUGGUGUUCACCAAGAGGAAGUUCCUCACGGGGAGGAAGAAGUGGAGGCCGGUGGCCCUGGUUUACGUGAUCCUGUCCACAUUGCCCUGCUUUGCCUUCCUCAUCGCCAGCUCUGAGGUGCAGAUAAACAACGGCAUGAGGCACGACAGCUUCACGGAGCUGCCCGUGUCGCUGGUGCUCUUCUCGCUCAUCUGCAUCGACGUGGUGGAGAGGAUGCGCCACUGCAGGCUGACCGGCCAGGCAAACGACACGGACAGAGAGGCCGAGAUCCCCUCCACCGUCCUCACGCACGUGGAGCAGGUGACCCCGGUAUCCACGGUAACCCCGGUGACCCCGGUGGGCCCGGUCACCCCGGUGGGUCCCGUGGCUCCGGCCGGACCCACGCCCAUGCAGCCUGGGGGGGGGCGGACAGAACGGGGCCCGGCCGGAGACCAACGGCACGCUCCCGGGGAUGCCCCCCCGCCCCCCCCCCCCCCCCCGGCCCCCCCGCCCGGCCCUUCAGCCCCCGCCUACUCGGGCCCGCUCCGCUUCCUGUGGGCCAGCGACGCGCGGGCGGACGUGCUGGUGGACAGCUUCCUGUUCUGGAUGGACACGGCGGAGAUGGUGCGGGCGGCCGGACACCCGCUGGUCUGCUACUCGGGCUGGGUGUUCCCCAUCUACAUCUUCAGCUACCUGUCCUGCCUCCGGGUGGUGGCCACGCCCCGCAGCGCCCUGCUCUCCUCGCUGGGCGUGGCCCUGCAGGACCUGCCCUUCUUCUUCCUGCGCGUGGGCCUGCUGGCCUUCUUCGGCUUCGUCACGCCGGUCCUCUACCUGAUGAAGAACCUGCUGGUGUGCCUGGCCUUCGUCUACUUCAACUUCAUGACCAAGCUGAGGGUCUUCAACACGGAGAGGAUGUUCUUCUGA
Messenger RNA from Menidia menidia (Atlantic silverside), 1131 nucleotides. NCBI's taxonomy places the organism in Eukaryota, Metazoa, Chordata, Actinopteri, Atheriniformes, Atherinopsidae. The record is from the annotation of a GenBank genome assembly.